Schistocerca serialis cubense is the source of this 504-nucleotide messenger RNA. RefSeq lists its product as uncharacterized. The transcript has 2 exons. Bases 1 to 504 code for a protein of 167 amino acids. The record is from RefSeq and is a predicted model, not a curated record. NCBI's taxonomy places the organism in Eukaryota, Metazoa, Arthropoda, Insecta, Orthoptera, Acrididae.
AUGCCGCCCCCGCCUCCGCCCCCGCCACGGCCGCCUUCCUGUGCCGGCGCUGCGCGGCCCGCCUCUGGCGGCGGAACGAAUCGCCGCGACGCGUCGCCCGCGGCCGCUGCUCUCCGCCGGGACGUGUCGAGAGUCACGCGCUGCCGCCGCCGCCGCUACCGCUGCCGCAGUCGGUCGCUGCACGCGUCACGGCGUCAGUCAUCGUGGUCUGCGUUGCGUGGUGGGUUCAGCUUAAGUGUGUGUAGGCUGGCCGACACGGCGCAGCGGCGGUUACCGCUGACAGCUUUCCCGCCGGUAAGCAUCCUGGGGCGGGGUCGUGGGAAACGGCGCCGACCCGGACUCGAACCGCACGCCCUCUGCCCGCGGCGCGGCCUUGCACGGGGGUCAAGGCCGCAGCUCCGCGACGGUCCGCCAGGCCGCCUGCGCGCAUGCGAUGCCUGCCGUGGCCCUGCACCGAAGCCAGCCGCCGGCGCACAGCCGCGGAGCUGCUCGCGGCAGCCGUGA